Messenger RNA from Morus notabilis, 2321 nucleotides. Its product is annotated as BAG-associated GRAM protein 1. The record is from RefSeq and is a predicted model, not a curated record. Lineage: Eukaryota; Viridiplantae; Streptophyta; Magnoliopsida; Rosales; Moraceae. The transcript is spliced from 18 exons. The coding region runs from base 249 to 2012 and encodes 587 amino acids.
AUGGGAAUAAAAAGCCAAUAACAUUUUUUGUCCCAAUUUCUGCUUUUCUCAUUUCCCCUCCAACGCUCCAACGGUCCAACCUUUGACUCUUUCUCUGUCUGCCGCCGAGACGGUUGUUUUCUUCUUCUUCUUCUCCUUCUUCAAAUUCAGCGUUGCCAUGGCUUUACGAAACCCCCAAAAUCCUACUCCACAUUCCUCUGGCCUUUCCCCAAUCUGAUCCAAUUUUCCGAUUCUCUUUGCCGGAAUCCAUGGCCAUGAUGAUGACGACGAUGAUCGACACGGCGUUGCUGGAUUUCCUCGUGCCGUCGUGGUGGGAGAUCAAGGUCUCCCUCACCGCGUCCGUUUUCGUGAUCCUCACCUACUGGUUUUUCGCCCUCAGACUCGGCGGUGAUGCCGACGCCGGCGAUUCGGCUGCUUCUGCUGUUGCCGGUGAUGCCAAAAACAAUACAUACGAACUGAGGGGUGAUCUUCAGACAAAUUCUGCAUAUUUAAUGAAGUUGGAAUUGUUGGCUGCUAAGAAUCUAAUUGGUGCGAACAUUAAUGGCACGUCGGAUCCAUAUGCUGUCAUUACUUGUGGUACAGAAAAGCGAUUCAGUUCAAUGGUCCCUGGUUCAAGAAAUCCCAUGUGGGGAGAGGAGUUUAAUUUUUCAGUUGAUGAACUUCCUGUCCAGAUUAAUGUGACGAUUUAUGAUUGGGAUAUAAUUUGGAAAAGCGCUGUGCUUGGCUCAGUUACUGUUUCAGUUGAAAACGAGGGUCAAACAGGAGCAGUAUGGUAUACCCUGGAUAGUCCAUCUGGGCAGGUUUGUCUUCACAUUAAAACACUCAAACUGCCCGUAAAUUCUUCCAGGGUUAUGAAUGGCUAUAGUGGAGCUAAGCCUAGGAUUCCCUUGCCAGGGCCCACAGUGGUUCAUCAAAAGCCAGGGCCCCUUCAAACAAUAUUUGAUCUCCCUCCAUAUGAAGUUGUUGAUCAUAGUUAUUCUUGUGCACUGGAGAGAUCUUUCUUGUAUCACGGUCGUAUGUAUGUGUCUUCAUGGCACAUUUGUUUCCAUUCGAAUGUGUUCUCUAAGCAAAUGAAGGUGGUUAUACCAGUUGAAGAUAUUCAUGAGAUUAGGAGGAGUCAGCAUGCAUUCAUCAAUCCUGCUGUAACAAUCAUUUUGCGGAUGGGUGCUGGUGGGCAUGGUGUACCUCCUCUAGGAAGUCCUGAUGGUAGAGUCAGAUAUAAAUUUGCAUCAUUUUGGAACAGGAAUCAUGCAUUAAGAGCUUUACUGCGUGCAGUAAAGAGUUUCCAUGCAAGGCUAGAGGCUGAGAAGAAGGAGAGUGUAGAGUCAGCAUUGCGUGCACAUAGCAGUUCUAUCAGAGGGAGUAGAAGUGAAACUGAUAUUCCCGAAGAUAUUGUUCCAAAAACUGGCAAACUUCAAGCUUUUAUUAAAGAUGAAGCAUUGACUAAUAUAUAUAAUGAUGUUUUCCCUUGCACAGCUGAGAACUUCUUUAACUUAUUGUUGAGCGAUAAUUCAACUUUUACAAAUGAAUAUCGCUCAGCUCGAAAAGACACUAAUCUCACUAUGGGCCAGUGGCAUCCUGCAGAUGAAUACGAUGGCCAAGUCAGAGAAAUAAAAUUUAGAUCCCUUUGUACAAGUCCCAUGUGCCCCCCAGACACAGCCAUGACAGAGUAUCAGCAUGCUGUUUUAUCAAGUGACAAGAAAAAGCUGGUAUUUGAAACUGUGCAACAGGCGCAUGAUGUUCCAUUUGGGUCCUAUUUUGAGAUACACUGUAGGUGGAAUUUGGAGACCAAUGCUGAAAACUCAUGUACUUUGGAUAUAAAAGUGGGGGCACAUUUUAAAAAAUGGUGUGUGAUGCAAUCCAAGAUAAAGGCAGGUGCCGUAAACGAGUACAAGAAAGAGGUGGAACUCAUGUUGGCGACGGCCCGUACAUACAUCAAGUCAAAUACUUGUGGCGUUGAGACUGACAAGGGCUCUUUCACCCCCUCUGUAACGCAACAAGAUAGGAGCUAAUCUGUGAUUAAUUCAAUAAGGACAGAUUGGUCUUGUGUUUUUGUAACUAAAUUAUAUGUUUAUAGUAUUAAAUUGUACAUUUGUGCCAAGAAGGUUAACUUUCGCGGCAGCAAUAGGUAUUAUCUUUCUUAAUUAAUUUGUUAAUUUCGCCCUGUCUCUGUUGUCUGUUGUAGGAGAACUAGUGGCUUUUUUAUUUUUUAUGCAAUGAUGGGAAUCAUAGUUUGUUUUAGCAUACUCUAUUACAAACAAACUCCUUUUAACAUUACCGUACAAGUGUUUCAUUAAGGCACAAAAGAAUAAAAGAAAGAA